AUGAAGAUCCGUAAUGCGUUGCCGCUUAACGUUCUAUUUCAAACACAGCCCAUCCCUCACCGAAACCUCUUUAAAACCCUCGGCGGAGGACUCGACAUCGCCGCCUAUGGCUCCACCAUUCAACACUGCACCAACCACCGCCUCGUCCGUCAAGGCAAACAGCUCCAUGCGCGCCUCUUCUCAUUCUCCAUCACACCCGACAAUUUCCUCGCCUCAAAGCUCAUCACCUUCUACGCCAAAUGUAACCUCACACCACAAGCACGCAACGUGUUCGACACAAUUCCUCGUAGAAACACAUUCUCCUGGAACGCCAUGCUCAUCGCUUACUCUUCCAAUUCCCUCUUCAACGACGCGGUUAACCUCUUUGCAUCGUUUGUUUCCUCCACGGUAACCUCAACAGGGGUAUCUCCCGAUAACUUCACCGUAACCUGCAUCUUGAAGGCACUACCUGCUUCUUCUUCUUCGUCGCAUAAAUCAGUAGAAGGGAUUCACAGUUUUGUUCUUCAACGCGGAUUCGACUCAGAUGUUUUCGUUCUCAACGCGUUGAUCACCUGUUAUUGCAGGUGCGGUAUGACUGAAAUGGCGAGGAAGGUGUUUGAUGAAAUGACGGAUAGAGAUAUUGUGACAUGGAACUCGAUGAUUGGUGGUUAUUCUCAGAGUGGAUUAUACCAAGAAUGCAAGAGAUUAUACUUGGAGAUGUUAGGCGAGGAAGGCAAAGGGAUUGUACCAAAUGCAGUUACUAUUGGUAGUGUGAUGCAGGCGUGUGGACAAUCGAAGGAUCUUUCAUUUGGAAUGAAAGUUCAUCGAUAUGUGAAGGAUAAUGGAAUUGAGACGGAUGUGUUGCUUCAUAAUGCUGUAGUUGCUAUGUAUGCAAAGUGUGGAUGUUUGGAUUAUGCUCGUGAGUUGUUUGAUGAAAUGAAUGAAAAGGAUGAGGUUAGUUAUGGGUCGAUUAUUUCUGGGUAUAUGAUUAAUGGGUUUGUAGAUAAGGCUUUGGAUGUUUUAAAGGGAAUGGAACACCCUGGAUUGAGUACUUGGAAUGCUGUGAUUUCGGGUAUGGUUCAGAAUAACCAGUUUGAAGGGACGUUGGAUUUGGUUAGAGAAAUGCAGGGAUUUGGUUUGAAAUUGAAGCCAAAUGCUGUUACACUAGCCAGCAUUCUUCCUUUGUUUUCGUAUUUCUCAAACCUUCGAGGGGUGAAAGAGGUACAUGGUUAUGCAGUCAGAAGAAGUUAUGACCAAAGUAUAUAUGUAGCAACUGCCAUUGUUGACACUUAUGCGAAAUUGGGGUCUAUUCACUUUGCAAGGCGGGUUUUUGAUCAAUCGCGGAGUAGGAGCUUGAUAAUUUGGACUGCUAUUAUAUCUGCUCAUGCUGCCCAUGGAGAUGCUAGUUUGGCACUUGGUCUGUUUGAUCAGAUGCUAGAUAGAGGAAUUCAGCCGGACCCCGUGACAUUAACUUCUGUGUUGACAGCCUGUGCUCAUUCCGGGCUGGUGCAUGAAGCUUGGAAUGUCUUCAAUGCCAUGCCUUCAAGAUGUGGGAUUCAACCUGUGGUGGAGCACUAUGCCUGCAUGGUUGGUGUUCUUAGUCGAGCUGGAAAGCUCUCGGAAGCGGCAAAGUUCAUUUCUGAGAUGCCAAUUGAGCCAACUGCUAAAGUUUGGGGUGCUCUGCUGCAUGGAGCUUCUAUCUAUGGUGACGUGGAAAUGGGGAAAUUUGUUUGUGAUCAUUUGCUUAAGAUUGAGCCUGAAAAUACAGGGAAUUACAUAAUUAUGGCAAAUUUGUAUUCACGUGCUGGGAGAUGGGGAGAAGCUAGUAUGAUUAGGGAAAUGAUUGAUGAAACUGGAUUGCAGAAAAUCAGGGGAAGUAGCUGGAUUGAAACGAGUGGAAGGUUACUAGAGUUUAUUGCCAAGGAUAUGUCAAAUGAAAUGUCUGAUGAGAUUUAUGCAUUGCUGGAAGGGUUGCUUGGUUUGAUGAGAGAAGAAGGAUAUAUCUUGCAGGAAGAGUUGGAUUAUGAGAUGUGA
Messenger RNA from Vicia faba (fava bean), 2013 nucleotides. NCBI's taxonomy places the organism in Eukaryota, Viridiplantae, Streptophyta, Magnoliopsida, Fabales, Fabaceae. The record is from the annotation of a GenBank genome assembly.